Molecule: messenger RNA, 7414 nt
Organism: Anopheles coustani
Lineage: Eukaryota; Metazoa; Arthropoda; Insecta; Diptera; Culicidae
Gene: lilli
Exons: 14
Biological process (GO): regulation of gene expression
Cellular component (GO): super elongation complex; nucleus
Source: RefSeq, a predicted model, not a curated record
GUUUACAGGCACGAUGAGCAUGAUAGGAUGGAGCGGAGAGAACGGGAUAAACAGGCCCGUGCCCAGCUACAGGCCGAACGGGAGCCGGAACCAGCAGCGCCACUGUUUGCAGCACCGGUUAAAGUGCAAAGUCCAUCCGAGGGGGACAUGCAGAUCGCCCAGCGCCUCGGCAACUUCGAGGUAGCCAAGAAGCACAUCCUGGAAUCCUUUUCGCAUCAAGUGAUUGGCAUCGCGCCCAGCCCGAACCCCUCGACGCCCCUGCGCCCCGCCAGCCUGCCCACCGGCAGGUCGCUUGCGCCGAAAAUCAAUAGCAAUAGCACUAGUACCAAUAGCAAUAGUAACGCCAACUUUGUCAAGCCAGCCGACAAUCGGAUGCUGUUUAAUGGCCGGCCGCCUGGGUCAACGUCGACGACGUCCUCGAGUGCCAGCCGGACAGGACACUACCCGUUCGCCGAUGCCGGUUCUUACACCAAACAUGAGGUGCACGGACUCCCACCGAAGGGACCUCCCACAGCCAUGCCGACGUCGCUGAUGAACGGCCGUGUGUCGGCGUCGUCCGGUGGUGGCAUCGGUGCGGGGGCCACCACCACGGGACCAUCCGUCGCCGGUGAUAAGUUACCCUCGCAAAUGCCCAACGGCCGACUGCCCCAGGUUGCAAAUGCAAAAAUGCCUAGAGUAAACUCAAGUGAUAUUUCAACCCCGCACAAACAGGGCAGCAACGUGGAGAAGAUUCUGCACGAGAUGAAAAUCAACGUCAUGACGCCGCUGACGGAAAUCGGGGCCACGCCGCGCAAGGAGCUGGAGUCGAAGUUCAACUUCAAUCCGAACGCGAAGCCGACGCACGUUUACGCCACCCUACCGCCCAUGCUGGGACCCUUGAAGCCCCUGUCGGCGUUGUCAUCCGGUCCGACCAAGUCGUCCUUUCCCGGAUUGGCAAUGCCUCGUCCGUUAGGGCCAAGCUUAGAGGACGAUAAUCAUAAUAACGCCUCCGAUAGUGACGACGCUGGGGACGGUGGGUCCAAGAAGCGCCAGUCUAGUGAUACCUCAUCGAACGAAAGUGCGGACGAAUCGUCGAGUGAAGAUUCCAACAUCGGCAAUAAGGGGCUGGGCAGCGGGGUUCCGCUCGGUCCCGGCGGCGGGCCGAUAGGGGCGGACCUUACCUCGAACGGUGGUGUGGGUGUAGGUGUGGUGGGUGGAACGGCCGGUGCCGGUGGAACCGGCGGUGGCAAUGCCCCCGGCGGCGGUAGCCCUGUCCGCCGACCGAUGGACUGGUCGCUGCUGAACUUCCUCAAACAACCUACCAACAGUAGUCAACAAGUGCCAAGCGAAAGUGCCCCCCAUGGAGGCGGUGGUAGUGGUGGUGUUAUUGGUGUCGGUGCCAUAACCGGGAGUGACCGUCAUCACCAUCUCAACGCCAACAUGCAUAAUCACGAGGAAAACUCCGUCUCAUCGCCGCUCCGACCGCUCCGGAUCAGCUCCGGUGGUGGUGAUGGUGGAAUUGCAUCCCCUGCCGUCUCGGACCGGUCAUCGUCCGGUGCGGCCAUCAAAAAUGAACCGUUGCCCCCGUUGACCGACGAUGACCACCUGUCGAAUGCGAGCAGUAGCGCAAGCAAUGGCGACGGUUCGAUGGCGGCCAACUCGGGUGUUGGUGGCGUUGGUGCGACCGCUCACAUAUCCUCGGCCAACUCCGUGAAGCAGGAACCGUAUCCCAGCGAAAACAGUGCCUCAUCGCCGCCACAGACCGGCAUCAAGAGUGAACUGAAGGAAGACGCGAUCGAUCGGUUGUCGUCGUCUAGUCCGGGCAAAAGUCCGGAUGCUCAUCCGCUCGGCGGAAACUACCACCAAAACAAUGCUCACCAUCACCAACAGCAGCAUUUGUUCAACGAUGUCGUUGAACAGGAGGAUGUGAUAAGUGCCCUACAGGAAGCCAAAGAGUUUAGCCUGAUCAAACCCAUCUCGAGCAUGUCGGACAGCGAUUCCGAUGAUGCGGAAGCGCUCCCUCCGUCGGCGGUCAUCGGAGACAUUGAAACGCAUCGACUGAAUCUGCAUCACUUAGUGCAGGACGGCAGCCCGGUCGGGGUGACCGCCACCGGGAACGGGGUAGCAUCAUCUGCUACGGCUGCUACUAAGAAGAAAAAGCUAAAACGCAAGCCCAUCGGAGGCUCGGGCACUGAGCGAGAAUCGCGGGACAGUUCCACGAGCAGCAGCGAGGACGAACGGUACGGCGGUCCCCGCCGAAAUCGCUCGCAAUCGUUCGAAAAAGACAAGUCAUCCCAUAAAACGCGGGGACGAGUGAAAAAGGCAACAAACAAUGGCAGCAAUACUCAAGGCGGCGGGGGUGACGGCACGACCAGUGCCGCGUCAAGCGCGCGCUACUCGGACGCGGACUCAGUCGCGAGCGGGCGUGGUGGCACGGGUAGUGGUGGACGAAGAUCCAGUAAGACGCCCUCGCUCGGUUCGACACCGACGAAGAAGUCUUCGUUGACGAAUUCCUCCGCGCAUCUCGGCGACAUCGGUGGCAUCAUGAGCCCACCGAUCAGCAUACCAUCGGUGGAUGGAAUCGGUGGCGUCGUGUCGAAAAAGUUGGCCUCCUCCCGCAAGUCACGCACGGCCAAGAUUCUCAGCAGCGAAACGGUGAUCUCCAGCGAAAGCAGCUCAGCUUCGUCCGGUCUGUCGGACCACCACCACCAUUCGGCUUCGUCGGCCGAAUCGGACUUUGCCACCGAAAGCCCGGCACCGGUCGAGAUCGAAACUCCUACCCCGGCCGCCGUUGUGGUACCUGUGAAGACGAAGAAGCAGAAGGCGAAGAAGAACAAAGCGGAUAAGACUGCGGCGGCGAUGGUGGUGGCUCCGUCGCCGGGUGGUGGUAAGGUCUUAGGAGCGGAUGUCGACGGAGUCGAGUUACCCGCCAAGAUCAGCGCCAACGGUGGUGGAGCGGGCAAUCGCGGAAGCAAUAGCAGUCGAAGUAGUAACAACUUCCCCCUGCACAAUUUGUCCUCGGACAGCAAUGACGAAAGGCCUUCAAUAAUUUCGCCGCCAUUCCCAUCGAACGGUGCGAGGACCGCGGAAGUGGCAAAUCAUGCAAUGGAUGCCAAGGGCAAGAAAAAGAAGAAAAGCCGCAAAGGUUCGACGGCGUCAGCGCUCGGAUCGGUCGACGAAGAGGAUGACAAUCGAGUGCCGAACGUCAACAACAUCGACAACCACGACGACGACGACGAUGAUGACGACGAUGACGAUGAUGACGACGACGAUGACGAUCGAUCCGACAGCAACAGUGACAGUGACAGCGAUGCUCCGGGCAAGAAGGAGAAGAAGCAGAGUAAAAACAAUAAAGCUGCCGUGUUCGUGCGCGUCUUCAUCAACACUGCAGGCGCCAGCGGUGGCAAGGGUAAGGGUGGAAAGGGUAAGGGCGGCAAAGGCAAAGGGCAGGUUUACAUUGACCAUGUGGAUGAGCUGCAUCCUGCCAAAAACCCAACUGCCACCACACCGAACUCUGGAACACCAUCGUCAGCUUCAGCGACCGAUUCGCGCGGACGACCUCCGUCCCGGCAGCAUCUAACCGUGCCGGGAUUGGCGGUGGCCGGUAGUGCCUCGACCCCACCCAGACCUCCAUCCGCCACCGGGGAUAGUGGCCGUCCGAGCAGCCGAGGAGGUACAGUUCAAACGAACUCCUCCGCAUCACCCGCGCCUACGAUCGACAAGCAGCUGCUGUUUUCGCCCGCACGAGGUGCCUUAAGCAAUAGCAACUCACUUUCACUGCUCUGCCGGAUCGACCUGACUCGACUGCUCAAGAUUCCACCGCCACCAAAGAGCAACGGUGGCGGAUUUGAUUCCCGGCAGCAGCAGCGACCGAACGAAAGCUACAGUGCCCAGCGCAGUGCCUCCGCUCGCCAGAAGAGCAAAAGUCCGUACGAUCAGCAGCUGCACAGUGGUGGUGGUAAGCGGAGAAGGAAUUCCGUGGGCCAGCAGCAGCACCAGCAGCAACAACAGCAGCAGGAUCAUGACAGGAGCGGUAGUUCGGUGCAUAGUUCCUCGUCGACGCCACGAUUGCUAGACGACCGGAUGUCUUACGGUGCCGGUGGUCGACUACUUCCCGAUGGUCUGCUCGAUUCUUCCUCCCCGCUGGAGAACGGCUCCGGACCGGUGCGACAUCGAAGCAAUUCCAUCAACAGUGACCACAGCGGUGCGGCACAGAAGGCACGUGAUUAUCAUCGGGCCGGACUCGACGGUAGUGGAGUUUAUUCACCGUCGAUGAACCACCGGGGCAGCCAUCACAGCAUCUACCAGUCCUAUCAUCAACAAGGGGACUCCGGGCCCGGCGCGAAAUCGUUAGGUGGCAAAGCGUACGACGAAAAACUGCUCACGAAAUCGGAAAAGCUCGGGUACGGCGAGCAACAACGACUGAAGGAGGAUAAAUCGUCCGUGCUGUACGGGGGCAAAUACUCCAAUUACGGUAUGAUCAAACAGGAAGGUAAUUCCGUGCAGUCGAUCAUCAAACAGGAGUACGGUGGUGGUGCCGAGAUGGUGGACAGUAAGAUGGGUAAGAUGGCUCAGUCUGGUGCGUCCUCUGCCGUCGUCACGAACGGGACACUGGGUGCAGAAGGUGACCCGAUCGGAGGUGGUAGUGCAUCGUCCGAAAGGAUGCGCAAACGGUCCACCAGCUCGGGCAGCAACAAUACGUACAAGGAGAAGCGUCGGAAAAAGGACAAAUCUACCAACUCACAGACUGAUCAACUUGACCAACUUCCACCGACCAACCACGAUCGGUUAGAUGACUGCCAAUCGGUACCGGAACGUUCAGGAGGAUCGUCUUCGACGAUGGUCGCCUCAAAUGCGACAACAUCCGAAAGGACGUCGGGCGGCGGAGGAGGUAUGCAGCAUCCAUCGCAUCACAAUAUCAACCAUCAUCACACACAGCAGCAGCAACUGGUGGCCGGCGGCGCAGCGAUGGGUUCUAACGCUGGUGUAGUGACGGAGAUUAUCAGCGUACCACCGGUGCUAGAGGCCGUUCCACAGUCGUCGGUGCAAAUCAAAAAGGUGUACGUAUCGUACUUCGAGCGAACCGACGACGAAGUGCCGGAGAUCCGUGACCAGAAUCGAUUCCUAUCCGAGGCUAAACGAUUGAAGCAUGCCGCGGAUCGCGAACUGGACCAUCUGAAACAGGCGAUGCUAUACCUGGAAGCCGUACUGUUCUUCCUGCUCACCGGGGACACGAUGGAGCGGGAUCCAAUCACCGAGAAAGCUGCCUUCACGAUGUACAAAGAUACGCUUUGUUUGAUUAAGUUCAUUUCAUCAAAAUUUCGUAGCCAACUGCAGCAUCCAACGGUGCAGGGCAACAUUCACACCAAGGUGGCCAUUUUGAGCUUACGAUGUCAGUCGUUGAUCUAUCUGAAGCUGUACAAAAUGCGACGAAUGGACAUGAAGGAGGCGGUCAAAACGAUCGGCGAGUUCAACCACAAGACGAGCAUCGUGCCAGCGCCAACACCAGAACUGAUCAACGGUAACACACCGUCACCGCUCUCGCCGACGUCCGUAACGUCGCAGAGCUCAGGAUACAGUUCCGGGCAGAACAAUCAGGUCGGUGCAGUACAACCAAUGAGUUCCUCACCUGCCCAAUGCAUCAUCAUGCCUAUGAACGUCCACGGUGCAUACCAAAAACAAACCACCUUAUUCACGCACCUUUCCACGUGUCUGGAUCUAUGGGAACAAGCAGACAGUUUAGUGUUACGGGGGAACCAUAUCGAAUUUUUCAUCGACCUCGAUCACGAAAAUGGACCUAUGACGUUGCACAGUUCGCUGUACAACGUCGUCAAGUACGUACAAGCCGGCAUCCAGAAGCUGCGGCGCAUGUAACAUUGGACGCUUUCGCCGGAGCCACCGUUGGAGAAGUUGUUAGUUCCGUUCUAGCUGCUCGUCUUCUGUUUUCCUUCCUGGUGACAAUAAUAAGCAACGACAAGAGAGGGCGGUAGGACUGUUUGAUAACUAUCUCCCCACGCCAGGGGUGGUUGAGGAUCAUCACGAUAAACUCGGAACUCGGUUUCCGCGAACGACGAGUAUCCAAAAGCAAUGGGUUUGAUGCCAUUCAACUGGACUGCUGUGCGUGGGUGCGUGAGAUUUUGGGCGCUUCCAUCAUCUUCAGUUCGACCACAAGAAAGAUCCAAUGCUUUGGUAGCGUUCCACAGCAGUCUUAUCUAGCAAUCAAUCAAUCAAUCAAACAAACAAACAAGCAAACACGUGGGAACAUAUUGGAUAGGAGGCGGAGCUCGGAGAAGUUGCAGUAGGAUGGAAAAAGGAGGGACAGAUAAGAAUACGAUCAGCAGAAUCCUGAUCACUGUUUAACCAAUGUGGUUGAAAUUCCACAAAACAUUACCAGCAAAUUUUACUUUCUUUGCCGUGUAUUGAAUGAUUUUUAUUGAACAAAAACACCUCCAUUAUGUUAACGUAAUGAAUCCAUAUAACAUGAUGUUCCCAGUCUUUAUUAUUUGGAUACACUAUUGUAAAAACCCAGACCUCUGCUUUUGUUUCAUUUCAUUUCUUCGGUAUUGUUAACCAUUGUUCCGGAAAGAAUCGACACGGUUCCUAAUCAUCAACUCGAUUGAACGAUUCCUAACAAUUCUCAAGACCACCCAACACACUAAGCAAACGAAGCGGAGCUCAAAUUCGAUAUUAAACUUUUAAAUUUCAAAGACGGACCAUAUACCGAAGCUCACCAAUUCUCUUUUAGUCCCCGGUAUGAGAUCGCAAGCAAGUCAAACAGGACGUAUACACUGGAAGACGAGUGUGACCGGAUGCAAUAGGCAGUUGAACCCUUCUUUGAAAAAUAGUAAUUGUCCCUAAACUUCCUCACAGUCGACGGAAGAAGUGGAACGGUAAUGUAAGCGACUAUUUUAUGAAUACUUUUAUCUGUUUAUUAUUAACAUGCUGUAAUGCUCACACAAGACACAAGUUGAAGAGACACGGGAACAGACAGAAAGGAGACGGUUUAUUGGAAGGGAACCGUAAAGGAUGCGAACACGAAAGCUUAAAAAACGGCAAUAGAAGGUACACCAAACACAAAGAAGAACGGUAUAAGAGAAUGGAAAAAAGCUAGCAUAAUUUAUUGAACCACAAUUUUACGUAGCAAUAGCGGCAGCGCGCAAUGGAAUGGAACGAAGGUAGAGAAUGAUAGUGGCUGACAUCAAAGAUUAAGUAGUUAAAAUUUAGUCAAAUGAAAGAGCGAAGCGGUGCGAACGGCAAAAGAAGGUGAUGUCGACGACUGUCUUGUUCGGCUUGAAAACCCGACGCAAGUUGUAUAGAAUCGGUACACUGUUUAGAUUGCUACAUUUGUUUUUAUUUGUAUACCUAUUUUCUUCUGCUCUUCUCUUUAUUUGUUGAAUGAGUAAAAAUAUAUCUACACACAUAAGUUAGUCACAUA